This is a messenger RNA of Xyrauchen texanus (razorback sucker), 9787 nucleotides long. Its product is annotated as endoribonuclease Dicer-like. NCBI's taxonomy places the organism in Eukaryota, Metazoa, Chordata, Actinopteri, Cypriniformes, Catostomidae. The transcript has 26 exons. Gene Ontology annotation, molecular function: RNA binding; protein binding; ATP binding. The coding region runs from base 22 to 5688 and encodes 1888 amino acids. Gene Ontology annotation, cellular component: RISC complex; nucleus; cytoplasm. Gene Ontology annotation, biological process: pre-miRNA processing; siRNA processing; apoptotic DNA fragmentation. The record is from RefSeq and is a predicted model, not a curated record.
CCUGCUUAUCAGUCUCUAAGCAUGGCUGGACUACAGCUGGUGACCCCUGCCUCCUCACACAUGGGGCCCUUCUUCGGUCUACCAUGGCAGCAGGAAGCUAUCCAUGACAGCAUAUACACACCAAGGAAAUAUCAGGUUGAACUUCUUGAAGCAGCUCUUGAACACAAUACUAUAGUCUGCUUAAAUACUGGCUCAGGGAAGACCUUUAUCGCAGUACUCCUAAUCAAAGAACUCUCCCACCAAAUCCGUGGAGAGGAUGAAAAGAGAACAGUUUUCCUGGUGAAUGCAGCAUCAUCUGUGGUUCAGCAAGCAUCUACUAUAAGAACCCACUCCGAUCUCCAGGUAGGCGACUACAUGUCAGAAGAGAUGACAUCAUGGCCCGAGGAGAUGUGGAACAGAGAGAUGAUGGGGAAUCAGGUUCUGGUGAUGACGUGCCACAUCUUCCUGCAUGUGUUGAAAAAUAGAGUCUUGCCACUAUCAAAAAUCAACCUGCUGGUUUUUGACGAAUGCCACCUUGCAAUCACGGACCAUCCUUAUCGGGAAAUAAUGAAGAUUUGUGAGGGUUGCCCUGGCUGUCCCCGUAUUCUUGGUCUGACUGCUUCCAUUUUAAAUGGCAAAUGUGACCCAUGUGACCUGGAGGAAAAGAUUCAGAACCUAGAGAAGAUUCUGCAGAGCAAUGCAGAAACUGCCACUGACCUUGUGGUGCUGGAUAGGUAUGCAUCCCAGCCUCGUGAGGUGGUGCUGGACUGUGGACGAUACCAGGAUGAAAGUGGACUCUCUGAGAGACUUCUGGGCGAGCUGGAUGAAGCCCUUAAUUUUCUUAAUGACUGCAACUUAUCUGCUCAUCGAGAAGAACGAGAUCCCACUUUCAUCUCCAAACAGGUGCUGAAUGAUUGUUGGGCCGUGUUGACUGUGCUUGGUCCAUGGUGCGCCGAUAAAGCUGCAGGAAUCAUGGUGCGGGAGCUGCAGAAAUACAUCAAACAUGAACAGGAGGAGCUGAACCGCAAAUUCCUGCUCUUCACAGACACCAUUCUGAGAAAAAUUCAUGCCUUAUGUGAGGAGCAUUUCUCUCCAGCCUCCCUGGACCUAAAGUUUGUCACUCCCAAGGUCAUCAGACUUCUGGAGAUUCUCCACGAGUACAAACCUUUCGAACGGCAGCAGUUUGAAAGCGUGGAGUGGUACAACAAUCGCAAUCAGGACAAUUAUGUUUCAUGGAGCGAUUCUGAGGAUGAUGACGAGGAUGAAGAGGCAGAGGCAAAGGAGAAACCUGAGGCGAAUUUUCCCUCACCUUUCACCAACAUCCUCUGUGGAAUUAUCUUUGUGGAAAGGCGAUAUACAGCGGUUGUUCUAAACAGGCUUAUCAAAGAAGCGGGUAAGCAAGACCCAGAGCUGGCCUACAUCAGUAGCAAUUUCAUCACAGGUCACAGUAUUGGCAAGAACCAGCCACGUAACAAACAGAUGGAGGUGGAGUUCAGAAAACAAGAGGAGGUCCUGAGGAAGUUCAGAGCCCAUGAAACCAACUUGCUCAUCGCAACCAGCAUCGUGGAGGAAGGGGUUGAUAUUCCAAAGUGCAAUUUGGUUGUGCGGUUUGACUUGCCGACAGAGUACCGGUCGUAUGUACAAUCCAAAGGUCGUGCCCGUGCUCCUGUCUCCAAUUAUAUCAUGCUAGCUGAUAGCGAACGGACGAAAACAUUUGAAGAGGACCUCAAGACCUACAAGGCCAUAGAGAAGAUUCUCAGAAAUAAGUGCUCAAAGUCAGCAGAAUGCAGUGAUUUUGAAAUGGAGCCAGUAACCGAUGAUGACAACAUUCUCCCUCCUUACGUCCUGCGCUCAGAGGAUGCCGGCCCCCGUGUCACGAUUAACACAGCCAUUGGACAUGUCAACAGAUAUUGUGCACGGUUGCCCAGUGAUCCAUUCACUCAUCUUGCUCCUAAGUGUAAAACUGUGGAGCUGAAGACUGGAGGUUACCGGUCCACUCUCUUCCUUCCCAUCAACUCUCCACUCAGAGUACCUGUCACUGGGCCAACAAUGAACUGUGCAAGACUUGCUGAGAAAGCAGUUGCUCUUCUCUGUUGUGAAAAACUGCACAAAAUUGGGGAGCUAGAUGAUCAAUUGAUGCCGGUAGGGAAGGAAACUGUGAAGUAUGAAGAGGAGCUGGACCUGCAUGAUGAGGAGGAGACGAACGUGCCAGGAAGACCAGGCUCCACAAAACGGAGACAGUGUUACCCAAAAGCCAUACCAGAGUGUCUGCAGGUUUGUUACCCUGUGCCAGAGCAGCCUUGCUACCUGUAUGUGAUUGGGAUGGUCCUCACCACACCUCUUCCUGAUGAGCUCAACUUCCGCCGGAGGAAGCUGUACCCGCCAGAGGAUACUACCCGAUGUUUUGGCAUUCUGACAGCUAAAGCAAUACCUCGGAUCCCUCACUUUCCUGUGUACACGCGCUCUGGUGAGGUGACCAUCUCGAUUGAGCUUCAGAAGUCGGGCUUCACUCUGAGCGCAGAUCAGCUGGAUCUCAUCACUCGCUUGCACCAGUACAUCUUCUCCCACAUACUCCGCCUGGAGAAGCCAGCACUAGAAUUUAAACCUACAGAGGCAGAUUCUGCCUACUGUAUUCUACCUCUCAAUGUUGUUGAGGAUUCCUAUACGUUGGACCUGGAUUUUAAGUUCAUGGAGGAUAUUGAAAAGUCUGAAGCACGAAUCGGCAUUCCAAACACUCAUUACACCAAGCAAAACCCAUUCAUUUUCAAAUUGGAUUACUACCAAGAUGCUGUCAUCAUUCCGAGGUAUCGUAAUUUUGACCAGCCACAUCGGUUUUAUGUGGCUGACGUUUACACAGACCUCACCCCGCUCAGUAAAUUCCCCUCUCCAGAGUAUGAGACUUUCGCUGAGUACUACAAAACAAAGUACAACCUUGACCUGUCCAAUGUUAACCAGCCCCUACUGGAUGUAGACCACACAUCUUCAAGAUUGAAUCUCUUAACUCCCCGGCACCUUAAUCAAAAGGGGAAAGCCCUUCCUCUCAGCAGUGCAGAGAAGAGAAAGGCCAAGUGGGAAAGCCUUCAAAACAAACAGAUUUUAGUUCCAGAGCUCUGUGCCAUUCACCCCAUCCCCGCCUCUUUGUGGAGGAAAGCCGUAUGCCUUCCCAGCAUUCUCUACCGACUUCACUGCCUUCUGACUGCGGAAGAGCUGCGGUCUCAGACAGCCAUUGACGCUGGCGUAGGGGCUCAGACCCUGCCUCCUGAUUUCAGGUAUCCUAAUUUGGAUUUCGGAUGGAAGAAAUCCAUUGACAGCAAGUCUUUCAUUUCCUGCCCCAGUGAAUACAUAGAAGACGACAAUCACUGUAAACAUGAUACAAGCUCAGAUUCAGACCACACUGCCCAGGAGGGCUGCAGUAUGGAGGCCUCCCAGCCUCCAGAGGGUGCUCUCCCCUGUGACAACUGCAACAAACCAGAUGAAAAGCUAGAAACCCACAUGCUCCCUGUGACUGAUCACCAGAUGCCAAACAAAGACCCCAGCAACUGCGUCUGUUACCCAAACCUCCUUAAUAGGACUCGGGCUGACGGUGGCGACCUUCUACCCCGACACAACAUUUGCCAAUACCAUCAGCUGGGCUCACUGGAGAGCAACUUGACAAUGCAUACCACUACCUCAGAUCCUGUGUGGCCCUCUCCAACCAUCGAGCCACAGCCCCAACCCAGUGAUGAAUGUAACCCAAGCAGGAACUCGGAUCUCUGUGACAGACAUGUGAAAAAACCUACCUCAUACUUUUGCCCUAAACCGGAGACAGCAACCAGCACCACAGCACCUUCAGCCGUGUCUUCAGAGGUCUCUGUUGUGAUGUCUACAUAUGCUAGUGCAUGCCCAUCUUUGGAUUCUCCAAAAACCUUGGGCCCCAACCCCGGCCUCAUCCUGCAGGCCCUGACUCUCUCCAAUGCCAGUGAUGGCUUCAAUCUGGAGAGGUUAGAAAUGUUGGGGGACUCCUUCUUGAAACAUGCUAUCACCACCUACCUGUUCUGCACAUAUCCUGAUGCCCAUGAGGGCAGGUUGUCUUACAUGAGAAGCAAGAAGGUCAGCAACUGUAAUCUUUACCGUCUGGGCAAGAAAAAGGGCCUUCCUAGUCAAAUGGUGGUGUCCAUCUUCGAUCCACCUGUAAACUGGCUGCCUCCAGGCUACAUUGUGAAUCAGGACAAAAGCAGCACAGACAAGUGGGACUCAGAUGAGAAUAAAGAUUUGCCCAAUGGAAAAGCCAGUGAUGAUGAUGAUGAUGAGGAUGAUGAUGAUGAUGAUGAAGAUGAAGAAGAGGGAGAGGUUGUGAAAGGCGAGCCAUCCAAGGAUGAGGUGAAUGUUGACGAUGAGCUGGAAUAUGACUCUGAACACAUCAAGUUCAUCGAUAACAUGCUGAUCGGCUCCGGCGCCUUCGGGAAGAAGAUCUCCCUCCAGCUGGCCAAGCCUGGAUAUGAAUGGAAAGAACCCAAAAAACCCCACAAUGUCCCCUUUCCCUCAGACGGUGGUGGUGAUGAGUUUGACUACAGUUCCUGGGAUGCCAUGUGCUACCUGGACCCCAGCAAAGUAGGUGAGGAGGAUGACUUUGUGGUGGGUUUCUGGAACCCUUCAGAGGAAAACUGUGGCACAGAUAUUGGGAAGCAGUCCAUCUCCUAUGACCUCCACACCGAACAGUGUAUCGCAGAUAAGAGCAUAGCCGACUGCGUGGAGGCCCUGCUUGGAUGCUACCUUACCAGCUGCGGGGAGAGAGCGGCCCAAAUGUUUCUGUGCUCCCUUGGCCUGAAGGUGCUCCCAGUGGAGAAGAGUUCUUUGGGGUCAACUGAGUUGCAGUACGGCUGGCUAAAGAUCCCUCCACGCUGCAUGUUCGACCACCCAGAUGCUGAAUGGACACUCAACCACCUCAUAUCCGGCUUCGAGAAUUUUGAGAAGAUGAUCAACUACACAUUUACAAACAAGGCAUAUCUUCUGCAGGCCUUUACCCAUGCCUCGUAUCAUUACAACACCAUCACAGAUUGCUAUCAGCGGUUGGAGUUCCUUGGUGAUGCAAUUUUAGACUACCUCAUAACAAAGCACCUUUAUGAAGAUCCGCGGCAGCACUCCCCAGGCGUGUUGACCGACCUGCGCUCUGCACUUGUCAACAACACCAUAUUUGCUUCCCUGGCUGUCAAGUAUGAUUACCACAAGUACUUCAAAGCAGUCUCGCCCGAACUGUUCCACGUGAUCGACGAUUUUGUGCAAUUUCAGUUGGAGAAGAACGAAAUGCAAGGAAUGGAUUCUGAGCUUCGCCGAUCGGAGGAAGAUGAGGAGAAAGAGGAAGAUAUUGAGGUCCCCAAAGCAAUGGGAGACAUCUUUGAAUCACUCGCUGGUGCAAUUUACAUGGAUAGCGGGAUGUCACUUGAGACAGUUUGGCAAGUGUAUUAUCCAAUGAUGAGGCCACUCAUAGAAAAAUUCUCCGCUAAUGUUCCUCGUUCCCCGGUGCGUGAACUCCUGGAGAUGGAGCCAGAGACGGCAAAGUUCAGCCCUGCGGAGAGAACCUAUGAUGGAAAAGUACGGGUUACAGUGGAAGUGGUGGGCAAAGGCAAGUUCAAAGGUGUGGGCCGCAGCUACAGGAUAGCCAAGUCAGCGGCUGCCCGCAGAGCUCUGCGCAGUCUCAAAGCCAAUCAACCUCAGGUCCAAAACAACUGAUCUUCAGACAGCAGAACCCCUAUCAACACCACGUGAAGAAUCCUUGCAGACUGCGUUCUCACUGGGGUUGUCAAAUUCAAUAAAUUAACCGCGUCAAAAGGUUCAAGUAUAAUCCACAGAGGGUUCAUUUUUCAUUUUAUCCUUUCGUGCGCAAACACAAUCUUUCUUUUUCUCCCCAGCUUUGUUUGAUCAUGAGUGCUUUUUUAUGUAUUGCAAGUGUUAAGAAAAAGGUCAGGUAUUUUUCCCUCUUUUUAUUAACAUUAAUAAAUGAUAAAUGCUUUGCUUUGUGGUAGUGAUUAAGAAGCUAAAUCUUAUAGGUAGUAUUAGAAUGUACAUAUUUAAACUCCAAUGUAUCAAACAAAUAAGAGAAAAAUAAUCCAUUCAAAAACACAAAAUUCCUCAAUCUGUGAACUAUUGACAGUUUUGCGGUGGUUUUUAAACGCUUUGACAAAGAUGGUGUUGGAGUAAGACAACUGAUUUUCUCUAUCUUGAGAUGCUAUUCUCAAUCAUAAUUGCACUUAUUUCUUUAGGGUUUCUUUUUAUUUUUAACCAGAGCCAUGAGCAUUUUGUCAACAACAAAAUCAUUUAGAUCUAUAUUCUACCAAAAGAGAAAAGCCCUCACAUUCUUAAAAUGGAUAGAAAUUUGACAUUCACGAUUACUGUAAUGAACGUAGUUGUAAACGGCACUUGAGGAAGCAUGUUUAUGUAGCCAUCUGUUAUCUAAGCUAACUGGAUGGGUUGUAUAGACGUCAUAGAGCUACAUUCAUACAAUCUGCAUUAUAUAGAAAAUGCAAUAGCAAAUGUUUCUGACAUACAUUGAUACUUGGGUUUCAGUAAUGUCUUUUUGAUACCGAUAUUGAUGAUAUUUAGUUGACAGUCUUUAUGAACAUUAGAUGUCCCUAUAGACUGACUGACUUAGUUUUGAUAUAAUGACAUAAAGGAAAAAAGGACAUAUCACCUGGGAAAAUAUGCUGCAGAUUUUAUAUUAAAAAAGGAAAGAGAAAAAUAGGAUUGGAUAAUAAGACAUAAAGCACCUUUACGUACCGUCUUCAAGACAAACCGAUAUUUUCGCUAAAUGACUUCACUUGCAUUAAUUACCAAAGUCGAUACUGAUGCAACAUUGUGAGGUUGCACCUAUUAAACAGAUAGUUCUGCAAAGAAGGAACAUUCUGUUGUCAUUUACUAACCAUCAUGUUGGGUGAGUAAAUGUAACAAUUUUCAGUCAAUCCUUCAACAUUCUCACAUUUUUCGUGUUAACCAACCUUUAUUUUAGCGUAAAUGCGUUGUAGCCUCUUGUCUAACGUAAAUGUUUUCAUAUUAAUAGGCAUUCUUUACUUGAAUACCUCAGUUAAUUGCUUGCAUUUGUUUUUUUUUUUGGUGCUAUGUUUAAGCUUGAAUUUCUCAUCUUUUGCACUGUAACUGUAUUACCUCUUAAGUUUACUUUUUUGAAAUCUGUUGGGUUGGUUAUUCUGUUUGGUCAGCAGUCAAGCUCUAGAAAUUUGAAAUUCCCCUUUUAUAUUUCUUUUUGAUUUUUAUGCUUGAAGGGGAAAAGCUGAGAAAAUUGUUCUCUGCUCAUAAGCUUGAUGCCUCUCUGAGCUUGGCUUUUCUUUCAAUUGUGCAUCCAAUCAGAAGGGUUACUUAACGCUUGAGAAAAUUGAUAGAUUGCACUCUGAUACGGUCAGCGUUUCUAUCUUAUAAGCCAUGCAUCUUGCCUUUUGACUUCCCUUUUUCUGCAGUCUUACUAUGUUGCCAAAUGUAAUGACUUUUUAGUAACAUUCAGUCAAUUAUGUAGUAGUAUGUUGACGAAAAUUGAGCACUCUUAUCCAUGUUUACCCUAGGAACGAGGGCCUGAAAUUAUUGUGCGAACAAUUUUUUUAUUUUGUUUGGACAUCUUGAAGGCUACCUAAUUUUCCCCCUCCUUGUCUGUAUCUCCUUUCCUUAAUUCAGUUAUUAAGUUAUGGACAAACUAUUCCUGAAGUUACAUAAUCCCAGGCAUUGCUACCUCAGAAGACCCCUGCGAAUAGUUUGACAUUAUCAUAAAACCAAUGGUUUGUGGAUAUGCCUUUUUUCAAUUAUAAAGGCACAGUAUUGUAUAUGUUCAUCAGCACCUUACAGGGGGAUAAAUAUGUCUAUAUAUACAGUAUGUAUAUAUGUGUGUGUGUGUGUGUGUGUGUGUAUAUAUAUAUAUAUAUAUAUAUAUAUAUAUAUACUCACGACUAUUUGCACUAGAAAACAUUCCCACUGACAUUGAAUUUGCAUCUUUUUAACAGUGUGCGCUCUAAAAUGGUGCCUUUCUACCAUGAAACAUUAAAGUAACAUCUAGACACUUGAUUCAAUGGAAUCACAGCCUUUGCUACUGUAGCAUUUCUUUGCUUUAUGGAUACUUCGUAGGUGAUUUUGUUUUCAAUUUGUUGGUUCGAUUUAGCCAAGAGUUCAUGAAAGUUUGAAGCUGUAAUCAAAGUAUGACACUGCCCCAUCUUGAGAGUGAGUGCAAUCUUGUUCCAUUUUUGCAAGAGUUGAGUUACCCUGUUUACAUUAUCUCAGUCGCAACCCCAGAGUUGAUUGUGUGCAGUGAGUAUCGAAAGUCAUUGGAUAGGAAUGGGUUUCCAUAUUCCCUUUUGUGCAACAGGGUCAGUGCGUGCUGGCUGUGCGAUAUGACACCUCAAUGUAACCCUCAACCCUCAGAGUAUUGCGACACAAUUUUUUUUUCUUGUUUGAUUGUGUGUUUGUAAAAUGUUUUAUUUAAUUUUUUCAGCUUGUUACCAUGUUUUUCCUAAGCCACUCAAAGGCAGACAAUGUUGUCACAUUUCUUUCUUUAUUGUAAGCUUUGUUUUCUCUUGGAUUUGUUUUUUGUCAACUUUGAGAGAAUGUGAACUCACACAUAUGCUGCCACCACAUGGAUACAGAUUCAUUUUUUUUAACAAAACAAAAUUGACUUUUCACAACAAAUAAUGAAUCAUUUAUGCCAGUGCUUGUCCCACAGAAGUGAUAUCCAAGUAAAAAGAAAAAGCAUUGGGAGGGUAAACAUAUGGUCCUCCAUCAUAUCAUAUGAUGCAGAUUGUUUUCCUUCAUGGUGGUGAAUAAUGUUUUCAUUUCCUUUUUAUUUUAUUUUUUAUUUUUUUAACAUGUAGCACAAAAAAAGCAUUGCACUCGGGCGCCAUACUUUACCUCAUGUCAGAACAAGAAAAAAAUUCAGAACAUGUAUAUAUGAUGCUGUAACGUUUAAAGGAAUAAUUUGUGGUUUUGGCCUUGCUGCUGUUUGCAUCGCUGGUAUUUUACAAAUGUAUUUAAAAGAUCAGAGAGAUACAAUGUGCCUGCAGGAUAUCAACAGAGAAAAUACACUGUAAAAAAGUAGUUUUGAAUCUCUACAAUCUGUGGCUAAAUAUGUGUCCUAUGUGUAUAUUCAUGUCCUGCCUUAAUGUAAUUAUUUGAAUAUGGAAUUGUUAUGUAACCCUAGUCCUUUGACUGGCAUGAUUUUCAAAUAUGUUUGGGACAGCACUGUCCCUCACCCAACACCCCCUUCUGGCCCAUAUUAAUUACAUUAUAAGUUGUAAUAGUGCAUGUCGUUGAAGACCCCUUCUCCCCCACCUGUGUUUUAUUUUUAGACUAAAACUGUACAGAUCUGAUUAAAUUAGCCCUAAAUUUAUUGAAGGGGCUUUAUUUCAUAGAGAAGUGUCAUACUUUAUUUUUAAGAAAAAGAAAUGUCCUGAUAAAAGUCAAACAAGGUGUUCAAACAGAAUAUAGCAGGAAUACUAUGUGUGGCAAGCUCCUCUUCAAGGAGUUAACGAGAAUGUUGUGACCACAGAGCACCAUAGAGCACUAAUUCAAUGGGUAAUUAUGGGCCACAAAUGGCAACGGAAUCUGUAUUUUUAAGGGACAUGUGUAUUUAAAUGACUUUUUCAUUCAUACUGUAUCCGUGCUGCAGUGGUUAGCAUUCUGCACCUUAUGGAUCACAAAAACCUUUAAAAAUUCUGUACUCAAAAGUAAUUGUAGCCAAGUAUAUCAAUAAAGUUAUGGUAUGGUCGUUCACAUGUCUGUGUCAUAUUGUUCUUUCAUGGCUGUUUUAAAAAGCCUAUCUUUUGCUACUGUAAUCUCUGUG